UUCAAACGUGCAGCAGUAACCUCAAAUUAUAGUUACCAAGAAGUUCCUAAAGUAUCUUUCAGGAUUCUAGUCAGCUGCGGUUACUGGCUAUUGAUCUUAAUUAUACUGUGGGUGUGAGACCUUAUAAACCUGACCCUAGGGUAUCCAGCCAAGCCAGCUGGUCUCCGCGUCCCGGAGCUGUUGACCUGCGCUGAGGUCGGUUGUCGCCUCGGCAGACAAUGAAUGGGGAAGUUCCCUGGGGUGGGGUGGGGUGGGGUGGGCGAGUUUGCAGCUUGUAGGGAGAAACUGAAACUUAGCUGUUAAAACCGCUGCCUUGCUCUUCGGAACCGCGUCUCGAGAUCCGGCUGCGGCCUCGGCCCCGCGGACCCUGCACUAUGUACACCCGCAGCAAGGUGGUGGGCUCUGGGCUCCACGUCUCCCCUGCCUCCCGGCCGGCCCCGGACCCGCAAGGGCGGCGUGGGGGGCUGGGGCCGCUGCCCGGCCAGAGGCGGGAUUUGGAGGCCGCCCCCGAGGGCCCUUCGAGGGACAGCACGGAGCUUGCCGGCAGCGGGCACGCAAGUGCAUUUACCGUGAUAGCACCAAAUGAAAGUCGGAGGGAUCGUAUACAAAGAAUUGCUGCACAGGAGUUGGCUAACCUGGAGAAGUGGAAGGAACAGAAUCGAGCUAAACCAGUUCACCUGGUACCCAGAAGGCUAGGUGGAAGCCUACCAGAGGCUGAAGUUAGGCAGAAACAACAACUCCAACUGAUGCAAUCUAAAUACCAGCAAAAGCUAAAAAGAGAAGAAUCUAUAAGAAUCAAGAAGGAAGCUGAAGAAGCUGAACUCCAGAAAAUGAAGGCAAUUCAGAGAGAAAAGAGCAAUAAAUUGGAGGAAAAAAAAAGAUUUCAAGAAAAUCUCAGAAGAGAAACAUUUAGAGAGCAUCACCAAUACAAAACCACUGAGUUCUUGAGCAGACUGAACACAGAGUUACCAAACAACAGUGCCUGUCCCACUGCUCUUCCUGGCUCGCGAUCCUCAACAUGGGCCAGAAGCCAGGCUUAUAAGGAUUCUCUAAAGGAGGAAGAAAACCAAAAAUUGCAAAAGAUGAAGGAGGAACAACGUUGGAAGAGUGAAUUACUGAAACUUAAGCAGCAGCAGCAAGAGGAAGAACGUGCCCACAUCCACCAGAUGGAACAGAGGAGGGUAAAUAAUGCUUUCCUGGACCGACUCCAACGCAGAAGUCAGCCAGGUUGCCUCCAGCAGUCUGGAGGCUAUUGGAAUAUGAAUAGUGACAACAGCUGGGGUUUAUGAGAAAUAUUUGCUUCUGUUUGUGCUUCGCGAAUUGGCCUUGAAAAACCUCAUGAGAUGCUUUUCUUAAAAGCGAUUUUGUUCAGCCUGUUUUUACCUCGCCUUCAAUUGCCCCCCAACUCAUCUAAGCAAUGGGGAUGACUAGUUUCUCUAGCUGAUUACUGAACUCAUUUAAUCUCCACAGUAGCCAUUGAAACGUUAAUUAUUUUUUCCAAUUGGUUUUGCCUCUUAUUAGAAGUAUAACUGGAGCAAUAUUAGUAAGAUUUUAAAAAGAGGGAAUUCUUCGAUUCUUUCAGGUUAGUGAGAGCUGUGGGUGCUACAGGCUCAUCUCUCUAAGUGACUAAUUCAUAUCUACUUCUCAGAUCAGGUUUGGGGAAGCUCUGGGGCCUUAUUUAGAUUUUUAAAUCCAGGCUACAAAUAUGGACAAAAGAAAAAAAUUGUAUGCUCUUUUAAACAAAUGUAUGAAUAAAUUUUGUACUGCUUUUAUA
Nycticebus coucang (slow loris) is the source of this 1774-nucleotide messenger RNA. It is a transcript of the gene EPSTI1, whose product is annotated as epithelial stromal interaction 1. The record is from RefSeq and is a predicted model, not a curated record. The coding region runs from base 375 to 1289 and encodes 304 amino acids. Lineage: Eukaryota; Metazoa; Chordata; Mammalia; Primates; Lorisidae. The transcript is spliced from 11 exons.